UUUUAGGGACAAGCCUGGAGAGCAGCAGGACAAGGAGAAGACACCCAGACUGUGCCUGAAGGGCAAAACCAGAAACCAGAAUGUGGUUAUUCUACUGCUCUAAAACAUUCCCUCCAGUGCAGCUUCCUAGAAAGCAUCUGGAACGGCUGCAUUUUCUACUUUUAGAGGCGAUAAGAGAUGGGAAAAUAUUGGCUUCUGCCAAGUGAGGAAUGUUUGGAGGCGACAGAGCUGGAUGCAGAAACUUCAGUUUGUAGUUCCAGGACCUGUUUGCUGCAAACAGUGAAAAAAAUCUGCUCUUUUCCCAUAUGUGGAUUGAAAAACACCCCGUGGCGAGUGAACCGUGGACGUCUCGUGGUUCCAGUAAAAAUUAAGGACCUAAAAAAUCCAUUGUUUGUUUUCUCCAAGGAUUUUCAGGGAGACAGGUUUGUGAUUCCUUGGGAGCAAAUGUGAUCAUGCUGCCUAUUAGGCCUGGAUGUGCUUGGAUUAUCCUGCUGCUGCUGUGACAAUCAGCAGGAUUAUUCCAGGGAGUAACUGGAAACUGGAGAUUUUUCCGGAUCGGCUUCACUUGGAAUAAACAUCACGUCAAUGGAAACAGAAUGGUGGAACCUUUCCCAGAGGGAACACAGAUGGCUCUGUUUGGUAUGGGCUGUUUCUGGGGAGCUGAGAGGAAGUUCUGGAGGCAGAAGGGAGUUUACUCCACUCAAGUGGGUUAUGCAGGAGGUCACACCCCAAACCCCACCUACAAGGAGGUCUGCUCAGGCAGGACUGGUCACACCGAGGCCGUUCGAGUGGUUUAUCAGCCAGAAAACAUCAGCUUUGAGCAACUGCUCAAGGUCUUCUGGGAGAAUCACGACCCGACACAAGGGAUGAGGCAAGGCAAUGAUGUUGGCACUCAGUAUCGCUCGGCGAUCUACACGUUUUCCCAGGAACAGAUGGAAGCUGCCUUGAGGUCUAAGGAGGAAUAUCAAAAGGCAUUGACGGAGGGAGGCUUCGGUCCCAUCACCACGGAAAUCCGGGAGGCUCCCGAGUUUUAUUACGCCGAGGAUUAUCACCAGCAGUACCUCAGCAAGAAUCCCGGCGGAUACUGCGGCCUCGGGGGGACGGGGAUUUCCUGCCCCGUCGGCGUCAAGAAAUAGCCUCUGCUUACUCCACCACCUCCACUUUGGCUUAGGGAGUUUGGGAAAAGACCAUCAACCCUGGUAGAUGCUCCAGUGCAGCCAGUGCGUAAAGAUUUGGGAAUCUGUUGGGGAGGUUUUCCAUGAUCGGAGCCACUUCGCAUUCAUCGGCAUUAAAAACCAAAUUAAAGGCAAAAAUUUUGUUUUAGGGAGUUUGGGAAAAGACCGUCAACCCUGGUAGAUGCUCCAGUGCAGCCACACCAUCAGUGCAUAAAGAUUUGGGAAUCUGUCGGGGAGGUUUUCCAUGAUCGGAGCCGCUUCGCAUUCAUCGGCAUUAAAAACCAAAUUAGAGGCAAAAAUUUUGUUUUAGGGAGUUUGGGAAAAGCCCGUUGACCCUGAUAGAUGCUCCACAGCAUCCACACCAUCAACGCAUAAAGAUUUGGGGAUCUGUUGAGGAGGUUUCCCGUGAUUGGAGCAGCUUCUCAUUCAUCGACAUUAAAAACCAAAUUAGAGGCAGAAAUUGCUUCUUGCUCUGGGGAGUUCACAGGGUUUCCUUGGAAUAUGGAGAGGUGGAAAGAGAUUCAAACUUCUCCAAGUUUGGCUCCAAGUGCUGUUAAAAGGAGGAAUUAGGAGGUGGUUGCAUCCAUAACUGCUUUGGCACAGCUCAUGCCUUCAGAAAUGUUGAUUUCCUCGGAUUGAGGAAUUUGUGGGUGUUUUGAGAGCUUUGACUUCUGGAGACAUGGUUGGGCUCUUUAACUAUCACCACCCUGUAAUUUGGUGUCUUUGGGAAUGAUGAGCUGAUAAGUAAUUGUCCCACAACUCUGCUUUCUAGGAUCACCUCUAGUGCCUGUUUUCUGAAAUAAUUUUAGUAAGAGGAAGUACAAAUUGUAAUGUGUUGCUGCUUCUUGACAGUUCCAAAACAAAAAGAAAUCAGUUUUGUUUCCUGCACUGCAAUAAAUUACAGAAAAAGAAAAGAAAAAUGUUGUCU
Molecule: messenger RNA, 2103 nt
Organism: Manacus vitellinus (golden-collared manakin)
Lineage: Eukaryota; Metazoa; Chordata; Aves; Passeriformes; Pipridae
Gene: MSRA
Product: methionine sulfoxide reductase A
Exons: 6
Coding region: 597-1136 (179 amino acids)
Biological process (GO): cellular response to oxidative stress
Cellular component (GO): cytoplasm
Molecular function (GO): peptide-methionine (S)-S-oxide reductase activity
Source: RefSeq, a predicted model, not a curated record